This is a messenger RNA of Lampris incognitus (smalleye Pacific opah), 1933 nucleotides long. RefSeq names its product solute carrier family 43 member 3b (gene slc43a3b). The transcript has 13 exons. Gene Ontology annotation, biological process: transmembrane transport. The coding region runs from base 310 to 1785 and encodes 491 amino acids. NCBI's taxonomy places the organism in Eukaryota, Metazoa, Chordata, Actinopteri, Lampriformes, Lampridae. The record is from RefSeq and is a predicted model, not a curated record. Gene Ontology annotation, molecular function: transmembrane transporter activity.
UCUGAUUCAGGAUCUUUUUUGUCUUGUGGUUCUUACAACUAAACAACAACCCAUGUUGUCUUGCAGCUAGUACUCAGUUCUGGCUGUAGAUUGGUGGAGAAAGUUAGUCUGUUGGUGGCUUUCAUUCCACUGUUCCCUGCAGAUAGCUGUGUGGUUUAUGGAUUCAACAUUGCUGUAAAGAGAGGAGAGCCAGCCUGUGUACCUGUGUAUGUCUGGGUGUGGGUGUGUCUGUCUGUCUGGGGUGUGUGUCUCUGUAAGUAAGUGUGUACUAGUCCACAGAGAGUGUGUGAAGUGUGAGUGUGAGGUGCCAUGGUGAGAUGCGCAGGCUGGCCGGCGGCGCGGCGCUGGCUCACCCUCAGCACAGGUCUGGUGGAGUGCCUGUGUUUCGCCGGGGCCGUCUUUGGAUGGGCUUCACUCGCUUUCGUCCUCAAGACAGACGGCUACUUCAGCUCACUGUGCGUCAACGCUACAGUCAACGGAACGCAGGUCCUAGACUGCAGUGUACAGGAUGAGCAGUUCUCACUGGUCUUCACCAUUGCUUCCUUCAUGAACAACUUCUUGACGCUUCCUAACGGCUUCCUUUAUGACCGAUUUGGCACCACUGUGGCACGACUGUUUGGAAUAUCUCUCUACAGCAUGGGCACCUUGUUAGUGGCCUUCUCAAGCUCAGCUCUGUCCAUCCUCCUCUUCCCUGCUCUCUCCUUCAUGGCCGUGGGUGGCAUUUUGUUCCUGGUCACCAACAUGCAGGUAGGAAACCUUUUCGGCUCCCAUCGCUCCACCAUUAUCACACUAUACAACGGAGCCUUCGACUCUUCCUCGGCACUCUUCUUCGUCAUUAAGUUGGUAUUUGAGUUGGGGGUCUCGCUGCGUGCCUCCUUCCUCUUUCUGUCUGCCUGUGGCGUCAUUCACCUGCUCAGGACCUUCUUCCUUCUGCCCAAAACCAAAAUCCCUUACCCUGUGCCAGAGGGCUACACAUAUGGGAUGACCUGUGGUAAAUCGGACACGUUUACUCUUGAGCAGACAGCGCCUGAUGAAAACAUACAGAGGGACACGGACAAAGAGGAAAAGAAGCUCGCCAAGGUGGGCCUGCCACUGGAAGAGAAAAGUUUCCGCGAGUGUGUCCUGUCCAGGCUCUUCCUCUGGCACCUGCUGUGGUUGUCUGUUAUGCAGCUCAGACACUACUUGUUCAUCGGUACUCUCAACCCUAUGCUACAGAGGCUGACGCAGGGCGAGCCUUCACUGGUGAGCCAGUACACCAACGCAUUUGCCAUGACCCAGCUGUGUGGGGUGCUGUGUGCUCCGUGGAACGGCCUCAUCAUGGACAGACACAAGGGAAAGCCCCGUGCUGCAGGAGAGAGCGAGCGAGAGGCGGACUUGCGGGCCACGGUGCUGUCGUUGUUCCUAACUGCGCUACAGUGCGUGCUGUUCUCAGUGUGUGCCUCCACCCCCCUCCUCCCUCUUCAGUACCUCACCUUCAUCCUGCAGGUGCUCAACCGCUCCUUCCUCUACGGCGGCAACGCGGCCUUCAUCAGCGUGGCUUUCCCUUUGUGUCACUUUGGGAAGCUGUAUGGCCUCAUAAUGGCUCUGUCUGCAGUGUUCUCCCUGCUGCAGUACCCCUGCUUUGCCCUGGUCAAAGGAGUUCUGGGAGGAGACCCGCUAUAUGUGAACAUAUCCCUGACAGUCCUCAGCAUGCUCGCCUUCAUCCAUCCCUUCUCUAUCCACAUGCACUGUCGAGGCCUGGCCGCCGACAGAGCCAAGAACAGGGACGCCGUUGGUGUCUACUGAUGGGAGUCGAACCCUGUAAAUGAAACCUCUGACAUGCUUAAUUCCAUUCAUUUAAUUAAUAUCGACAAGCAGUGUGAUGUCUUUUGUUGUCCGACAUGUCCUUAGUGGAAAAUGAACCAGAAUUAAAUGUUUGUUAAUACAUUUUUGA